AUACAAGACCCUCAACCAUGAGACUCCUUAUCUUUGCCAUUCUUCUUGGGUUGGUCACCCUGGUCUUGGGCCGACGAGAUCCCAAUCGCAGUGCCAUGGCCGAUUCCCGCAGCGCAGAAGCGUUCAUCUCUAGACAAGAAUCUGCUAAUUUUGCCAAUAGACAAAGGAGCAGCAACCUCCACAAUGUGCUAUACCGAGCCCCAGUGAGAUCCCCCUUGGAAGCGAAGAGAGAGGUGUGCGAGCUGAACCCGGACUGCGAUGAGCUGGCCGAUCACAUUGGUUUCCAGGAGGCUUACAAAAGAUUCUAUGGCCCGGUGUAAAGCGAUGCGGAGUACUCCCAGCACGACUACAACCCCCCUCAUGGUGGACUCGUGUAGCUGUAGGCUCUGUAUGUACGUGUUUUAGCUCUGCGGGGUCUCUGCUUCUAAGGCUGGAGGCCGGAUACCGCACGCGGCUCCCGGUGCUAUACUGCCGGCACUUUGCUCGUCCAUCACAGGAGUGUAUAAUCAAUGCAGAUAUGUUAUCUAACUCCAGUCAUAAGAUGUAAAGCUACCCCUCUGCAUGUAGAGGGCACCAAACUCCAUAUUGCUGCUGGCGCCCCCUGGUGGUGUUUACAUUGGACGGAGGAUUAUAACCCCUUGUGUUGUACGUCACCUAUAAGAUGUAAUAAGCUUGUACUCAUCACUGUGGUUAUGAAUGCAGAUUACAAUAAAUGACUGUCACAUUACCACGCCUCGCUGGCUCUGCUAUAUCACAGACACUGACACAUGAGGUUCUUCACUCGUUUAAUGCCCACCAUUAUAUCCAUUAUUAACAUCCAAGAAAAGCACCUGGUUGGGGGGGGGGGGGGGGGAGGGUAGAGCGAGGGACCCCGAUCCAUCCAUAUCCCUCUCCCCCUCCCCAGGGAUUAAAGGGUUAACAAUGCAUCAAUCAGUAGGUUCCAGUUAUUGUUACUGCUAGGGCACCCCGCCCCCCCCCCACUAUAGAGCAAUUGGGGGUACAGAGUCACAGUGCCGACCAACAGGGCGCGUGUCAUCGAUUGCUUUAGUCUGACUGAUGGAGAAUGGCUUCAUUUGCAUGUCUCCGCCCACCACAGUUCCUCAAAUCCAGACCAAAGGGAUUAGAAAAACAUGGCUGCCUUCUUCCAGCAGGCACCUGUCUAGGGAUGGUGUCUGCUUUGGAUUGAAUUGGGCUACGUUGCAAUACCAGAAAUAACCUGUGGACAGGCGUGGCGCUGUUUUUGCAAGAAGGCAGCCAUAUAUUUUUUUUUACACAGUAUAGUUCCUUUAAAUCCUUCACUUUUGGGGGGGCGUUAGGUUUAAAGCUCCACCACCUGCCCGCGUAUGGUGGAGCCCCCACUGCGCUGUAGGUUACCAUUGGAAGUGCAACUACUUGUAAAGGGAGCGCUUCCUGUCAUAACGUAAUGCAUAUAUGGGCCAAUCAUAUGCCAAGAGCGGCGUCCCUCCUGGCCAAUCAGAUGUGCUGUGGCUAGACAAGUGUCACAUGAAUCCUGUGGGCAAUUCUGAUUGGCUAGGAGGGCUCAGCAG
Molecule: messenger RNA, 1547 nt
Organism: Bufo bufo (common toad)
Lineage: Eukaryota; Metazoa; Chordata; Amphibia; Anura; Bufonidae
Gene: BGLAP
Product: bone gamma-carboxyglutamate protein
Exons: 4
Coding region: 18-320 (100 amino acids)
Biological process (GO): response to vitamin K; regulation of bone mineralization; bone development
Cellular component (GO): extracellular region
Molecular function (GO): structural constituent of bone; hydroxyapatite binding; calcium ion binding
Source: RefSeq, a predicted model, not a curated record